Protopolystoma xenopodis is the source of this 573-nucleotide messenger RNA. NCBI's taxonomy places the organism in Eukaryota, Metazoa, Platyhelminthes, Monogenea, Polystomatidea, Polystomatidae. The record is from the annotation of a GenBank genome assembly.
AUGUCGCUGGACACGCACCACCGACUCAUCUCAGUCUUCCUGUCCCUCUGUCCUUUGUCGCGAGGCCUCUUCGAUCCCAUUCCAUCCCAUCUAAUCUCGUCCUGUACCUUCCCCCCACUCUGUGUUGUCUUGUCCUGUGCUAUCCUGUCCGGUCCGGUCAUGUACUGUCCUGUACCGUCCUGUGCUGUCCUGGGCUGUCCUGUGCUGUCCUGUGCUGUCCUGUCCUGUCGUGUUGGUUCCCCUCUUCUCCAAUGCACUCCCAACUAUACCUUGGCUCGCUCGCUCGCUCGCUCGUUCGCUCCUCCCACUCCACAAAACCACAGCGCCAGCCCCACUUCUCAGGCGGACUGUGAAGUGUAUGCGGACGUCUGGCCGGGAGAGAGAGGAGUCAGGCCAACGACAGCCCUUUUGCCAUUUCAGCUGCCAGCCUGCCACGAGAGGAGAGUAUUUUUUCAACGUUCAUUCCCUCCUCUCUCUCUCUCUCUCUCUCUCUCUCUUUCACCCUCUCGACCAUUCGUCGUCCGCUCUCCCCGGACUCCCGCCUCAUCGACGCAUAAACGCGGUAGCCACUAA